AGCCGAGUCUUAGCGGAGCUGUCCGGAACAUCCGGCUGGAGCUUCUUAACAUAAACAGAAAUGGCGGAGGCAGCAGCAGCGUCUACGGCGGCUUCUUCACCCACAGGCGGCUGGACGAAACAAGUCACCUGCAGGUAUUUUCUGCACGGCCUUUGCAAAGAAGGAGAUCAUUGUAGAUACUCUCACGACCGUUCUAGCAGCAAACCUGCAGCCAUGAUCUGCAAGUUCUUCCAGAAGGGAAACUGCGUGUUUGGAGACCGAUGCAGGUUUGAGCACAGCAAACCCGUAAAGAAGGAGGAGCUGCCCACUACCCAGACGCUGCCGCCAGCCUCUGCCUCCGGCCCGCAGGCCCACCCCUCCGACCCUGAAGCCUCGUCCGUAUCGCCUGCAUCAGGGGCUCAGGACUGGGUCAUGGCUGCUGAGUUCGUUCCAGGGCAGCCUUACUGCGGUCGAGCUGAGCCGGUGAAGGUGGAAAGCUCCACCCCUCUCAUCGAGGAACUCGACAGCAACGCCGGCCCCGACGGCAAAGACCUGCGGAAGCAGCUGUGUCCGUACGCCGCUGUCGGAGAGUGUCGCUAUGGAGUCAACUGUGCGUAUCUCCAUGGUGACGUGUGCGACAUGUGUGGUCUGCAGGCUCUGCAUCCCAGUGACAGUGCCCAGCGCUCGGAGCAUACCAAGGCGUGCAUCGAAGCUCAUGAAAAAGACAUGGAAAUUUCAUUUGCCAUCCAGCGGAGUAAGGACAUGAUGUGCGGCGUCUGCAUGGAGGUCGUGUUCGAGAAGUCCAACCCGAGCGAGCGGCGCUUCGGGAUCCUCUCCAACUGCAGCCACUGUUACUGUCUGAAAUGCAUUCGCAAAUGGAGGAGCGCCAAGCAGUUCGAGAGCAAAAUCAUCAAGUCCUGUCCAGAGUGUCGAAUCACAUCCAACUUUGUCAUCCCCAGCGAGUACUGGGUGGAGGAUAAGGAGGACAAGCAGAAACUCAUCCAGAAAUACAAGGAUGGCAUGGGGAGUAAACCAUGUCGAUAUUUUGAUGAGGGCCGUGGAACUUGUCCUUUCGGCUCCAACUGCUUCUACAAACACGCCUUCCCUGAUGGACGUCUAGAGGAAGCUCAGCCCCAGAGAAGACAGACUGGCUCCAACAACAGGAACCGGAACUCGAGGCGGACGCCACUGUGGGACAUCUUCGAUGAGAGCGCAGACUCCUUUGACAACGACGAUGAGGAGAUGGUGACGUUCGAGCUGAGUGAAAUGCUUCUCAUGCUGCUCGCAGCAGGAACCGACGACGAAGUGACGGAUUCAGAGGACGAAUGGGACUUGUUUCAUGAGGAACUAGAUGAUUUCUAUGAGAUUUACCUAUAGCGGCUCCCUCCUUAAUCACCACUACCCAUAUAUUCUAGCCAUUAGAAUGGACUGUCUCGUGAGUGAUGGACAGUAGCUUCCCCCUGUAUUGUGGCAGUGCCUUUAAGCAGGCCAUCAAUAAAUGAACUUAUAAAAACUUUAAAAAAAUCCACCUCUGUGCGCUCGUGCUAAACAUUUUAUAGACCUCUAUCUUUGUGAGUUUUCCUGUGUGGUUUAUUAAAAUACAAAAGGACAAAAAUAAGUCGAUAUAAAAGCUAAUUAAAGUAACAGUGUGGAGAUAUUGCAGAAACUUUGUCCAGUUUGUUCGUGGAUUUGACUUCUUUAUCCAGGUAUUUGUACAUAAUUCUGAGACUCUGCACCCAAACUUUCUCAGCACCGUUUACUGUAACUCAGAUGGGCAUGUUGUAUGAUUUUACAAAUGGUUGUUGAAGGCCGGGACUUCUUUUCCGUCUGUUAAUAAAAGCUGCUGAUGUUUAAUAAAUUUACCAUUACCACUUCCUGCUG
This is a messenger RNA of Cyprinodon variegatus (sheepshead minnow), 1860 nucleotides long. RefSeq names its product makorin ring finger protein 1 (gene mkrn1). Bases 61 to 1356 code for a protein of 431 amino acids. The record is from RefSeq and is a predicted model, not a curated record. The transcript has 8 exons. Gene Ontology annotation, biological process: protein polyubiquitination. NCBI's taxonomy places the organism in Eukaryota, Metazoa, Chordata, Actinopteri, Cyprinodontiformes, Cyprinodontidae. Gene Ontology annotation, molecular function: metal ion binding; ubiquitin protein ligase activity.